GAGGCCAGAUGGUAUUUUUAAUCGUUAUCGGCGCCAUACUGCUGCCAACUUCACGCCGUAUAUUUGGGGAGUGACUAAGUUUCGUUGUAAAAAGUGUGUGAGCUACGACAAACGCAUAAAGAAAUCGGCGGCGCGCAGGUUAUUGGAUUUCGUUCAUAAAUCGGACGGAGUAACAAGGAUAAGGAUACAAAUCGAAACGAAUUGAGCUAGCGACGACAGCAAAACAAAUUCGAAGAAAAUGGGAGCUAGAGAAGACGAGUACGAUUAUCUGUUCAAAGUUGUCCUUAUCGGUGACUCUGGCGUUGGCAAGAGUAAUUUGCUCUCCCGUUUCACGCGCAAUGAAUUCAAUUUGGAGUCGAAGUCGACAAUUGGCGUGGAGUUUGCAACGCGCAGCAUAGAGGUCGAUGGAAAAACAAUUAAAGCGCAAAUCUGGGAUACGGCCGGCCAAGAACGUUAUCGCGCCAUCACCUCUGCCUACUACCGCGGUGCUGUGGGAGCUCUGCUCGUCUACGACAUCGCCAAGCAUCUGACGUACGAGAAUGUAGAGCGGUGGCUGCGGGAAUUGCGCGACCAUGCCGACCAGAACAUCGUCAUCAUGCUGGUGGGCAACAAGUCCGACUUGCGGCACUUGCGCUCCGUUCCCACAGACGAGGCGAAACUGUUUGCCGAGCGCAACGGCUUGAGUUUCAUAGAAACCUCGGCCCUCGACUCGACGAACGUAGAAACGGCAUUCCAGAACAUACUCACAGAAAUCUAUCGCAUUGUGUCGCAGAAACAGAUCAGGGAUCCGCCGGAAGGCGACGUCAUCCGUCCGUCGAACGUGGAGCCCAUCGACGUCAAGCCGACUGUCACCGCCGAUGUGCGCAAGCAGUGCUGUCAGUGACCGCCCCAAGCAACAUUAGCUAUUCCCCGCAACCGCCAGAACAGCAACAUAAACAAUAGCAACAGCAAUUACAACUACAACAACAACAACAUCAACAUCAGCAGCAAUAACAACCAGAACAACAGCAAGAUUAGAAGCAGCAGCAGCGAAGAUCUGGUGAAGAGAGGCAUUGGGAGGAGUUUUUGUGUUUUUUAAUUAGAAAAACAGCCACUUGCAGUUUGUCAUAAUAUUUGCAUAUAAAUUGAUGAAUCAAAAUCAACAAAAACACCACCAUCACCAACACAACACCAACAGCAGCAACAGAAUCGAAAACAACAUCCGGCUGUAGUUAACUGCGGUUUAAACUGAAGUUUUAUAUAUAUAUAAAGAUUUAAAGAAAUAUCGCAUAAAUCGAUCGCCGCGAUCGUCAAUGCCUGCAAAAAUAAACAAAAACAAAAAGUGGAAAGAAUAUAAGCAAAAAACUAAACACUCCAAAUUCAGUUUAAGCUGUAGAACUAUAAUUUAUAUAAAUAUAAAUAUAUGCUAAUAUUAAAAAUAUUAAUAUUAUUAAUUUUUCGCAACAUAAAUAAUAGUUAUAAACAACCGGAAGGAAAUUCUCGAUAAUGAUGCAAACUCAUUUCCAAACCAAAACCACACUGCGCAGCUCGCGGCAAGCAAUUUUGCGGACUUUUUUCAGUUUUUACUUUUACCUACAUUUUCAAGAAUUGGUAAAAUCAAAUCAAAUCAAACAGCAACAGUUGUAAAACUUUAAAUGCAUACAUGAAACGAAAAUCACAUCAUUUGUGUUUGCUAUGUUAAGUGUGAUUAAAUAAAUAUAAUUUAAAUAAAAGAAAA
Molecule: messenger RNA, 1717 nt
Organism: Drosophila kikkawai
Lineage: Eukaryota; Metazoa; Arthropoda; Insecta; Diptera; Drosophilidae
Gene: Rab11
Product: RAS oncogene family member Rab11
Biological process (GO): exocytosis
Cellular component (GO): Golgi apparatus; recycling endosome
Molecular function (GO): GTPase activity; GTP binding
Source: RefSeq, a predicted model, not a curated record